UUCUAUAAUGGUGGCAACUGUCAGUUUGAGUUUACUCGGAUCCGCUUGCCUGUCCACCGUGUGCGAGUGAAUUCUCACGCCCGACGCGAUUAGGAGCUUUUUUUCAAUCGGCACCUAGCAUUGCUCCGCGACGUGUUCAGCACGAACUCUUAUCUGUGAUAUUAAACGGAAUUAGUCAUUUGGAUGGAGCUGAUGAUAUGAGAGUGACCUGAAAAACGAGAUAACUUUCCGAGGGAUAAUAUCGAAAUGGAUAGCAAGGGGAGGAAAAUUAUUGUGUGCGACAAUGGCACGGGGUUCGUGAAGUGUGGUUAUGCUGGGGCGAACUUUCCGGCUCAUAUAUUUCCGUCUAUAGUCGGACGACCUAUAAUCAGAGCUGUCAAUAAGAUCGGUGACAUCGAUGUGAAGCAAGAAUAUUGCGUUCGUGAUGUGCUUAACAUGCCUGACUUAAUGGUUGGCGAUGAAGCGAGUAAACUUCGUUCUAUGUUAGAGAUUAGUUAUCCUAUGCAAAAUGGAAUUGUCAGAAAUUGGGAGGACAUGUGCCACGUGUGGGAUUAUACAUUCGGCAAAGAAAAGAUGAAUAUUAAUCCUAGGGAAUGUAAAAUUCUAUUAACUGAGCCACCAAUGAAUCCUAUCACGAACAGAGAGAAGAUGAUAGAGGUGAUGUUUGAGAAGUAUGGGUUUGCUGGAACGUACAUUGCGAUCCAAGCAGUACUGACGUUAUAUGCUCAAGGAUUAAUUAGCGGCGUUGUCGUGGACUCGGGUGAUGGGGUUACGCAUAUCUGUCCCGUGUUCGAGGAGUAUGCUUUACCACAUUUAACCAGACGACUAGACAUAGCUGGACGCGAUAUCACAAUGUAUCUCAUUAAAUUGCUUCUAUUACGUGGUUACGCGUUCAAUCACUCGGCCGACUUCGAGACGGUUAGAAUGUUAAAAGAAAAACUGUGUUACAUCGGUUACAACAUAGAAACGGAAGAGAAAUUGGCGCUCGAGACUACCGUGUUGGUAGAGUCUUAUACCCUUCCCGACGGGCGUGUGAUAAAAGUAGGCGGUGAGAGGUUUGCGGCGCCGGAAGCGCUCUUCCAACCACAUUUGAUUAACGUCGAGGCGCAAGGAAUAGCCGAGCUGGUAUUUAGCACAAUUCAAGCAGCCGAUAUUGAUAUAAGGAGCGAGCUAUAUAAGCACAUAGUUUUGAGUGGCGGUAGUACGAUGUAUCCGGGGCUUCCAUCGAGACUAGAGCGAGAAAUUAAGCAACUUUACCUUCAAAGAGUAUUGAAGAAUGAUACCACUAAAUUGAAUAAAUUUAAGAUAAAAAUUGAAGACUCACCCCGACGUAAGGAUAUGGUCUUUAUGGGCGGUGCUGUGUUAGCUGAAAUAACGAAGGACCGAGAUUCCGUGUGGAUAACGCGAGAAGAGUAUGAGGAAAAGGGUCUUAGUGUACUAAAAAAAUUAGGCUCCUACGAAUCAUAGAGAAAGUUAUUGUAACGUAAGUUACAGUUUUUAACGGGCAAUCAAGCGUUUUUAUACCUAUAAGAGUGAUUCUUGAGAGUUUGAUAAUUUACUAUAUAAUUGUAAAAACGAGACAUUUCGGAAAACCCGCUAGCUGUUUGAUACUACAACAAAUUGAUUUUUCUUUUUUUGCGCUCAUAUGCAAAUCAUGAUGUAAUUUCAGAUACGACAGGUAAAGGAUAUCAAAUACAUAUAAUACUCGUAAUGUUUUCAUCUUCUUUUUAUGCUCAUACAUAAUCAUGAUACGAUUUUUCAAGUACGACGGUUGAAGGAUUUAAAUAGUUUAAAAAUCAAUGAUUAUAUGUAAAUGAGCACUAUGAUUCCAGUGAAGCAUCAAUUCUGAACAUUAAAUGUUAUUUUAGCACAAAUGAAAGCUCUUGUCGUAUAUUUUAAAUGGUAAUUGUAAUUGAUUACAAUAUUACGUCGAUCAGACACGAAACAAUGUCACAUUUUUUAUGUGUAUUUAUAGUCCUCAGGUAUAUUAUAUCUCCAACAUAUCGAUUAAGUUUUACUUUUAAUUACGCAAUAUCUGGGAAAGCUCAUUCUUCGUUCUUUGUAUUUGUCGAACUCUCUUCUCUAGAAAAUGUAAAUAUAAUCAAAGUUGUAAAAACGAUCCUUUUCAAUAUAGAACACUAUCCGCCUUUUUACUAUAGUAAUAUAGUACUAUAGUAAUAUAGCAAUGAAUUACAAGCAUUGACGUAAUUUUCUAUUUAAAUUCAUUAUUUUUCGCUCUCGUUACAUGUUAUAAGAUACGAAUUUAUGGUGUCUUGUAAAGAAAAAUAGUUAUUAGUCUGUUGUUAAUUGUAACAAUUGAAAUUAAACAAUCGGAUCUGUAUAUAUACAUAUAUAUCAAAUGUUAAAAUAUUUACAAACUUUCUCUUCCUAUUAGCUGAGUGAUAUAAAAGUUUAAAAAGAAAUCGUAUCAUAAGAAACAAUCUUACGGUAAACUUUUAAUUUUUCAAUUAUAUCGAAAAGUACAUAUGUCGUACCAAAAUGUCUUAGAUUCGAUUUUAUAUUUCAUAAAUAUACGUACGAUUUUGUAUGCCCAAACAAACAAAACACAGAUCUACGGUUUUUUAAUUUCAACUAUUGUCAUCAUUAUUAUCUCGUAUCAUUAUCUCGUUAUCAUCAGUUAUACAUUAAUAUUACAUAAUUCUUAUUUUAUGUAAUAUGUGUAAGAAAUCUUAAAAUGCAUUUAUAUUUUGAUAUUCUCUUAUGCAGUAUAUAAUUAUGUGUACAUAUAAUUUUUUUAUAGUUAUUUUAUAUUUAUGUCGUAUUACAUUGACCUAUAAAAGGGAAUAUUAAUGCUUCUCUCUCGAGAAACAUACAGAUCAAGUUGCGCACAUGUAUUAUUUGAGAUUUGAAAGUAUCUCUUGCAACAAAAAUUUUCACGUUCAAGAGUUAACAGUUUUUUUAUUAAUAAUGUGUAGAUAUCAAGAGAGUAUUUAAAGGAGAAUAUUCUGUACAUUGUACAUACAUAAUCUAAAGUAAUUUCUUAAUUUUCAUUGAAUUGGUUAAAAUAAAUUUAUUUCACAAGAAA
Messenger RNA from Odontomachus brunneus, 3046 nucleotides. RefSeq names its product actin-related protein 2 (gene Arp2). The coding region runs from base 247 to 1467 and encodes 406 amino acids. The record is from RefSeq and is a predicted model, not a curated record. Lineage: Eukaryota; Metazoa; Arthropoda; Insecta; Hymenoptera; Formicidae. Gene Ontology annotation, biological process: Arp2/3 complex-mediated actin nucleation. The transcript is spliced from 10 exons. Gene Ontology annotation, molecular function: actin filament binding. Gene Ontology annotation, cellular component: Arp2/3 protein complex; actin cortical patch.